GCAGCUGUCUAGCGCCCGUCUCAUACCAGUGCUCAAUAGAGCCGGGGCGCACCGUGAGAAAGAGCUCGCAGUGCAAACUUUGAAAGGGCCAAAACACUGGAGGGCACGAAGCGAGAGCAAUCAACUGCUCCACGGUCGUGGUCCAAGGGAUUUCCACGAUAUAUAAGAACAGAUACACGAGGAAUGUGGGAUUCUGAAGCGAGUCAAUGUCGAUACACGCGCCCUUUACAGACACCAUGACAACAAACUUAAACUUUACUUCACUUCUCAAUGUUUCUGAAAUACAAAACCACACCAGGGGCUGUUCGCUCACAAAGACUGGCUUUCAGUUUUAUUACCUGCCGACUGUUUACAUCAUGGUGUUCAUUACUGGAUUGAUAGGAAAUAGUCUGGCGAUUUGGAUGUUCGUGUUUCACAUGAAGCCGUGGAGCAGCAUCUCUGUAUACAUGUUCAACCUGGCGCUCGCCGAUUUCUUCUAUGUACUGUCUCUCCCCUUUCUGAUUUUUUACUAUUUCAACAAAACGGACUGGAUAUUUGGGGAUGUUUUGUGCAGGCUUCAGCGCUUCAUUUUCCACGUAAAUUUGUACGGAAGCAUCUUGUUCCUGACGUGUAUCAGCGUGCACAGGUACACGGGGGUGGUGCACCCGCUCAAAUCUCUUGGCCGGUUAAAGAAAAAGAACGCUAUCUACACCAGCGCGCUGGUGUGGUUCAUCGUGGUGGUGGGAAUCUCGCCAAUCCUGUACUAUUCCCGAACCGGGUCCAAGAAAAACGCCACCACCUGCUACGACACUACCACCGAGGAUGAGUUGCAAGGGUACUUUAUCUACAGUAUGUGCACGACGGUGUUUGGAUUCUGCAUCCCUUUCAUCAUUAUCCUCGGCUGCUAUGGAUUAAUAGUCAAAGCUCUAAUAUACAAUGACAUGAACAAUGCUCCUCUAAGGAGGAAGUCCAUUCACCUUGUGAUAAUAGUGUUGGCGGUGUUCGCCGUUUCAUAUUUACCUUUCCACGUGAUGAAGAACCUCAACAUGCGAGCCAGGCUGUACUUUCAGAGUCCGGACAUGUGUGACUUCAAUGACAAGGUGUAUGCCACCUAUCAGGUGACUCGAGGACUGGCAAGCCUCAACAGCUGCGUGGAUCCCAUUCUGUACUUUUUAGCUGGGGACACAUUCAGACGAAGGCUGUCCAGAGCCACAAAAAAAAACACCAGGAAGGGCGAAAAUGCCCUCCAGUCCAAAAGUGAAGAGACCGCGCUCAACAGUUUACCAGAGUACAAAGAAAAUGGAGACACACGUCUCUGAGUAUGCUGUCAGUUGGGCUCCAAACACAGUUCUGCGAUGGGCAUAUAAAUUGAGCCAGAUGCCCUGUCAACGGCAUCCGUUACUGCCGCUGCACUGAUGUCUGAGGGGUGGGUGGUGCAUACAAGUUUAAACAUUUCAAACGAUCUGAACUGGUGUGAUAAUAUGCCUAAAUUGCUAUCUUGUAAACACCCCCUCUACUCUCAAAAUAUGCCAAGUUACUGUAUCAUACUGAUUUUCAUAAACAGGUUCAGCUUGUUUUCAACUCUCUUCCCACCGACUGUUGAUACAUGGAAGAAUUUUUUUUACUGUAGCCAGUUAUCAAGAACAGAGCUGUAGCAGGUAUAUCUUUUGAAAAUCAUUUUGACUAGCACCCAAAUUUAAACGUAUAUAAAGAUGCAAGGGAAGAAUAUACACUUGAGCCAAACAAUUAACGCUUAAUCAAUAACUAUUAAAGUUUAUUGGUCAAUCAGUUUAACAAGAUUGCUGUGUGAUCAUGGAUCAUGCAGACAAAACACUAAUUUACUUAGGCGCCAUUUGCCAUAAUUCAAAUAUUGAUCUGUUCUUUUGAUGGCUUAUCUAUUGAUACGCCUUACAGAAAAAA
Megalops cyprinoides (Indo-Pacific tarpon) is the source of this 1899-nucleotide messenger RNA. RefSeq names its product purinergic receptor P2Y1 (gene p2ry1). Gene Ontology annotation, cellular component: plasma membrane. Lineage: Eukaryota; Metazoa; Chordata; Actinopteri; Elopiformes; Megalopidae. The record is from RefSeq and is a predicted model, not a curated record. Gene Ontology annotation, biological process: phospholipase C-activating G protein-coupled receptor signaling pathway; relaxation of muscle; platelet activation. The coding region runs from base 207 to 1298 and encodes 363 amino acids. The transcript has 2 exons. Gene Ontology annotation, molecular function: A1 adenosine receptor binding; G protein-coupled ATP receptor activity; ATP binding.